AGAGGGGAGGGUGGAAUAGAACUGACUGCCUGAAUUCAUUAAAAUUAAGGUGGGGAACGCUGGUAACUUGACCAAGCCGAUCCGCUAGCGAUGCAAGCGUUACCACCGUUCUGCAUCCAGUCCUCUGCUGUGUUCCGCUGCAUACUUAGCAGACACCUGCCGACCAAUCGCACCAGCAAUAGACCCCUGGGCCACGCUAACGCUGCAAGGAUGAAGAUUGAGAGCAGCCUGCCACGCCCCCAGCUCCCUGAGCCACCCCCUCACACAGGGCUGCAGUUCGCCGUGGCAACCGAGGAGGACUUUGAUGAGAUCAUGGCUAUGAGCCAGGACAUCUAUGGCGGCCUUGACUAUCUCCCCACCCGCUACCAGGCCUGGCUCCAGGAGACCAACCGCACGGUCAUCCUGGCCAGGAAGCAAGGCAAAGUGAUUGCCCUGGAGUCAGUGUGCGUGAUCGAUGAUGGUGAAACAGUGCUGGUGGAGGGACUGAGGGUGGCACCCCAAGAGCGUGGCAAGGGGGUGGCGGGCGUCCUCCUCCGCUUCUGUGCCCAGCUGGUCAAAUCCAAGUACCCCGACGUCAAAGUGAGCCGCCUCACCCGCGAUGACCAGCUGGGACCUAAGGACUUCCAGAAGUACCGGCUCAUCACCAAACAGGGAAUCCUCCUGAUCCGUUUCCGGGCUGAGGAUCUCAAACUCCGCCUGGCCGAGCUUGGACCAGACACUGGAAUGUCCCCAGCUCAGAUGGAGGCCCCCGUGCGCCUGGACCCCGAGGAAGUGCACCAGCUGUUCCUGAGCUCUGGCCUGAUGCGGGACGUCCUGCCCAACAACACCAUUGUGCAGGACUGGCAGCCCUUCAAGCCCCUGCCCAGCAACAUGGCCAUCCUGCUGAAGAAGGACAUCGACUGGAUGGUGGACGACCCUCAGCGCCCCACGGUGGCGAGCCUCUGCACCUUCCCCUUCCACGUGCCCAUUGGCGACGACUGGUACUACCUCAACAUCGACGUCUUUGGGAAGGACCUGAGCCUGGUGCGACAGCAGUUCCUGACCCACCUGCACCGCCACACCGAGAGCCUGAAAGGGCACAUCAUGUGCCAAGUGUUCCUGGAUCCCCCCCUCUGGGAGCCGCUGGCUGACUUCUGCCGCAACACUCUGCGGGUGGAGCUGGUGAAGGAGUACACUGAGCAGUGCGUGGUCGAAUCUGACCUGGUGUAACGGGAGCAAGACCAAACCCGGAAAAAAAAAUCCCAGAGACCUCUCCCACAAAAACCCCUCACCCCUUCCCCGCCAACCCCCACCC
Megalops cyprinoides (Indo-Pacific tarpon) is the source of this 1294-nucleotide messenger RNA. RefSeq names its product N-acetyltransferase 16 (gene nat16). NCBI's taxonomy places the organism in Eukaryota, Metazoa, Chordata, Actinopteri, Elopiformes, Megalopidae. The record is from RefSeq and is a predicted model, not a curated record. Gene Ontology annotation, molecular function: acyltransferase activity, transferring groups other than amino-acyl groups. Bases 91 to 1209 code for a protein of 372 amino acids. The transcript is spliced from 5 exons.